This is a messenger RNA of Egretta garzetta (little egret), 3027 nucleotides long. RefSeq names its product bone marrow stromal cell antigen 1 (gene BST1). NCBI's taxonomy places the organism in Eukaryota, Metazoa, Chordata, Aves, Pelecaniformes, Ardeidae. The record is from RefSeq and is a predicted model, not a curated record. Gene Ontology annotation, cellular component: plasma membrane. The transcript is spliced from 9 exons. Gene Ontology annotation, biological process: positive regulation of B cell proliferation. Gene Ontology annotation, molecular function: NAD+ nucleosidase activity; phosphorus-oxygen lyase activity. The coding region runs from base 158 to 1108 and encodes 316 amino acids.
GAUUCAGAUUUCCGCCUAACUUAGUCUUUUGUGUACAGAGCUAUAGCCAGUACUGAAAAUAUUAAAGGUUUCACCUCCGGUUUUCCAUUUAAAUUGUAUCAUUUAACUUUUCCCACCCCCGCCUUUUUUUUUUAAGAACUUGGGUUGUCAAGAAUUCAUGAUGAAGAGCCUUUUUUUGUCUCUCUCACUUGCCUCCGUUCUGUUUAUGAACAGCUGCUUAGAAGCGCAAGGAAGAAAAUGGAAAGGUGAGGGUACAACACAAAACCUGGAAAGUAUUGUCACUGGAAGAUGCUAUGACUAUAUCAGAGUUUUGAAUCCUUCUGUUGGUGAGAAGAACUGUUCAGAGAUGUGGGAAGCUUUUAAAUAUGCAUUUAUUAACAAGGAUCCUUGCAAUGUUCUACCUAAGGACUAUGAAUUAUUUAUCAAGCUGUCAUUGCACAAAAUUCCACCUAACAAGUCUCUCUUCUGGGAAAAUAAUCAGCUGCUAGUCAACAGCUUUACUGGCAGAGGCCGCCGCUACAUGUCUCUGGCUGAUACCCUCUUUGGCUUCUUUGGAGAUUUUCUAAACUGGUGUGGGAAGGCAAACAGCCCUGAACUGGACUAUGAAUCCUGCCCUACCACAGCGGAAUGUGAAAACAACGCGGUGGAAUCUUUCUGGAGGAUGGCCUCAAUCACUUACGCGCAGCACAGUUCUGGGAUGAUACAUGUCUUGUUGAAUGGUUCUUCAGUCGGAGGAGCUUAUCCAAGCCCAGGUUUUUUUGCAGAUUAUGAAAUACCUAAUCUCCAGAAAGACAAAAUCUCACAAAUUGUCAUCUGGGUUGUGGAUGAUAUUGAAGGACCAGAUAUAGAUUCCUGUGGAACUCACACUGUAGAGGUACUAGAAAACAGGCUGAAAACCCUUGGUUAUGAUGUCACCUGCACUGACAAUUACAAGCCUGUAAUGUUCUUACUCUGCCUGGAUCAUCCUGAUGAUUCUAAGUGUACCCUUUCAUCAUCUGCACCAGCAGCACAAAGAGGACCUAUAUCUUCAGACAGAGGAGGCAGCUGGAACAAGCUCAUGUUUGUUUCUUUUGCAGGCUUUUUGUUCAGAUUUGCUUUAAUCAACUGAAUCCAUAUCCUCUGCUUGCCUUAGCUGGCUAUGAAUGUGGCUUUAACUAAUUUCUAACUGCAAUUUCACCCUAGUUCUGAGACUGGCAAAUCUGGAUAUUAAAACCCUGCAUACUUCUAUGUAGAUACCAACUGCUUUUAGUAAAAAAAUUAUUCUACUGCUGCUAGAAAGCCUCACCCUUCCUUUCCUUUUCUUGAAAAGAAGAAAUCCAUUGCUAUUUCCUCUUAUCUUUAUUCUCCAGAAUUAAACUGAGAAUAAUACCUCCUGUUCACAUAUUUCAGAAAGAAAAGUGAAACUAUGCCUGUCAUACAUCUCCCACACAGCUUAUUUGUUUGUAAAAACAAUCCUAGCAUUUGCCCUUGGAAACUAAGUGUCUGAUUAUCGGGAUUUGGGAAGGGGAAAUAUGAAUCCAGAUGGGAGAGAGCUUAGAUUGCUCACUUGGUACAAGAUACAAUGGGUGAGACAGUGGAAAAAUUGAACUAAUUUUCGUAAGUGGUCUGGUACUUGGGUCAAACUUACCUGAAACUAUCAUACAGCGAGAUUCUGGCUUGCACACUUGCAUGCAUCCAGUAUUUUACCACAUAAUAUCGAUUGCUUUGUUAUCCGUGGAGCUGUUCCUCAGCUGGCUGUUUCCUGGCUGCUAGAUAGCCAGUAGUCAGGAAUACCAGGUCUGGAGAGUUCCACAGGUUUUCCACCAUGAUGUGAUGCUUGAUCACCAUGAUGUGAUUUAUGGCAUAUCAAAUUCAGACGAGAACCUGCCGAGUCAGAUGCCUGCCUGCGUGCCGUGAACUCAGCACACUUCAGAAUACAUUGAGGAGAGAGCAGAUGCCAUCUUGAAGGUCUCUUGAGUUACUCUGAAUUAUCUAAGUGUCCCAGUUAGAUGCUCCUGUAAACCACAAGACAUCCAGCUAUCAAGAUGACACAUAAAUCUUCAGAAUAAAAUAGUCAUUCUUCUAGAAAAUAACUUUAAGUAAAUUUUGUUGCACAUUCUCUGUUAGCUUCUGUAUUAUUUAUUUGUGUUUGUAUUAGCUGGUUGUCAGGAAACUGGGAUAGGAUGUUCCUGUUAUCUCAGGGCAUCUGAUUUAGGACUCUGUAGUAGAUUUACAUCCUUUCAGUCCCUGGUACAACUAUAUCAUGUUGUAUGUUUGAAAGAUAAAAUAUCUAAAAUACAUUGUUGUUGCUAAUUUGUUUGCCUUCCAUUCCUGUAAUAAUCUUUAAUUUGGUUUUAAUGUAAAUCCCCUUAUAUUACACACGUAGUUGCAUUUGCCUGUAUCACAGCUGGGUUUAGGCUCCAGCUUGAAGGAUUUUUGUGUCUGUUUCAGACACUUGCAAAAACACUGAAAUCAGAAGUUACAGGCCUUUGAAAAUCUGGGCUGUAUUACACCUCAAAAUUGUUCCCUACCUAUGCCGAAACAUCAGUCCUUUGGUUAGUUCCUUCAACAUCCUCCUCAUUUUUCUUGCCCGUUUGAUGCUGUCCUUAACUGCAGCCACCAGAAUAAUAAGAAGGGGGUCUGUUUGUAACACAGACACAUCUCAGAUAACUGAACCCAAGCAAUUUUGAUCAGUUUUCUACUUGUCCACAGCAGAUGACAUGAUGACAUAUUUUGGACUGCAGGCUGCAGAGGUAGUGCAUAUGAUAGGUGUCCAAGCCAUCCUUUGGUCUAGCGUUGUCCUACCCACUGACCUGUGUAUUACAGUGUGUAGGGGAUUCAGAGAAUAGCUAAAUACCAUCAACAAGCCAUAUGUCUCUUAGGCAACUUCUAUCCCCAAGCCAAGCAUCCCAGCUGGCCAACUUUUGCUUUCCAGCCUACGAAAGCUUUCCAGCCUCUGGAUGCAAUCCGCCCCGGCAGCGCAGUCAGCGCUGGCCGUUACACACGAUACCAAACACACUGUAGGAAGUCCUAAAUAUUUCUGUUUUG